This is a messenger RNA of Paramecium octaurelia, 240 nucleotides long. Lineage: Eukaryota; Ciliophora; Oligohymenophorea; Peniculida; Parameciidae. The record is from the annotation of a GenBank genome assembly.
AUGGGGUCUAGGUUGAUUGGUGCAUAUAAACCUCUCGCUUGGAUGCAAUACCCAUAACUGCAUUUGUAUACAAAAUUAUUGAGUAUGUGUUUCACUAAGCCCAUAUUGCCUGAUACUUCAAUAUUAACAAUCAGCACUUUUAGAAGAAAGCCUGCAAAACUCAAAAAAGCCAAAAGAAAGCAAAGAAGAAAGAAAAUCAAACGAAUGAAUAAAGCCAAUAGAGAAAGACGGAAUUAUUGA